Molecule: messenger RNA, 1173 nt
Organism: Erythranthe guttata (spotted monkey flower)
Lineage: Eukaryota; Viridiplantae; Streptophyta; Magnoliopsida; Lamiales; Phrymaceae
Product: putative CCR4-associated factor 1 homolog 11
Cellular component (GO): CCR4-NOT complex
Molecular function (GO): poly(A)-specific ribonuclease activity; nucleic acid binding
Source: RefSeq, a predicted model, not a curated record
UACUAAUUUGGGGUUUAUUUCUCAAAUUACCAAAUCUCCAUCGUGCCCUAGUUUUUUUAUUUUCCCCCAAAUUCAACCAUCACUAUCACACACCUUCAAUUUCGAUCUGAACCCCCCCACCACCACCACCACCACCAUGGCCACCGCCUACGAUCCGCCGUUCUUCAUCAUGCCGCCGCCUCUCAGCCCUUCGUGGCCGCCGGUGGAAGCCAAUUUCGACAAUUCCAAAAAACCUAUCUCGAUCCGCUCAGUCUGGUACACAAACCUAGAGUACGAGUUCGCCCUAAUCGCCGCCAUCAUCGACGAAUUCUCCUAUGUUUCGAUGGACACCGAGUUUCCCGGCAUAGUCGUCCGCCACCACCACCCCUACUCCGACCCCCUCGACCACUACCAAACCCUGAAAUCCAAUGUCGACGCGCUCAAGCUAAUUCAGGUGGGGAUCACGCUCUCCGACUCGUUCGGGAAUCUCCCGGACCUCGGAUUCACCGACCGCCGCUUCAUCUGGGAGUUCAAUUUCCGCGACUUCGACAUCGCGCGUGACGACCACGCGCCGAACUCGAUUGACCUCCUCCGCCACCAGGGGAUCAACUUCGAGUCCACCCGCAAGUUCGGCGUCCCCACCUCCCGUUUCGCUGAGCUAAUGAUGUCGUCGGGCUUGCUGUGCAACGAUAACGUCACCUACAUCACAUUCCACAGCGGCUACGACUUCGGGUAUCUCAUCAAGGCCAUAACCGGGCAGGCCCUGCCCGAGACCCUGCCCGAGUUCCUGAACUUGCUCAGGGUCAUUUUCGGUAACAGGGUUUACGAUGUGAAGCAUUUGAUGAAAUUCUGUCAGGGCCUGCAUGGUGGGUUGGAUCGGGUGGCGCAUUCGCUCGGUGUGUACCGUGUUGUUGGGAAGUGCCACCAGGCCGGGUCCGAUAGCCUGCUGACGUGGCAUGCUUUUGAGAAGAUAAGAGCAGUCUACUUUGACAAUGGUGAGAAAGAUGGUGUGCUGGACAAGUAUGCCGGCGUGCUGUAUGGGUUAGAGAUCCUUGGUCUAUAAUUGGCUUCUCUAGUUUAGAUGUAUUGAAGUUUAUUUUUCUAUGAUAAUUUUUGGUGUUAUUCCAGUUGUACAAUAAUUCCGUUGAAUUAGUAAAGCCAAUCCUUUUCUGAUUGGUUAUUUUCUUCUUUUUU